AUCAUCACGUCACGUGACAGUCAUCAUCAUGGCGGCCUCCCGGACGCGGUGUUUACGUUCUGGGAUGUGGAUUCUGUUGUUUUACGGCGUCUUUUCGCAGUUAGCGGAGGUUUUGACUGACAACGCGCUCAGCUGCGAAGACCUCCGGCUCGGACAGUAUCUGUGUAAUGAGCCUAAGAUUGACGAAGCCACUCAGGAGCCAGAGAACUGCAGGGACACGACGGCCUGGGUGGAGUGCCUUCCAGCUCCAAACAUCAGCUGUCGACUAUCUAACGGGACAGAGUUCAAGUUCAGUGGUAAAGAGGUGGGCUUCAACAAAACCAUCUCCUGUAGGAACGUGAGUGGUUAUUCCUACAAAGUCGCUGUGGCUCUGUCUCUGUUCCUCGGCUGGCUCGGAGCUGAUCGCUUCUACCUGGGCUAUCCUGCACUGGGACUGUUAAAGUUUUGCACAGUUGGAUUCUGUGGAAUUGGGACUUUGAUUGACUUCAUACUCAUCGCCAUGCAGAUCGUGGGUCCAGCAGACGGAUCGAACUACAUCGUGGAUUAUUACGGCGCCCGGCUGACCCGCCUCUCCAUCACCAAUCAGACGUACAGGAAGCCUCACCUGUCUCUGUGAAAACACACAAACCCUGGUGCAGUGAACCAUGUAAACUCUGAAAUGUCUUCACUGUGUGACCUGAUGGAAUAUUCAGGAUUCUUUUUUUUCUUUUUUUUCUAAAUUUGACCUGUCAGUAAUCUCAGAUUAAACUCAAAUGGUGACCGUCGCGUUUGUGUAACUGCAGAAGUUACCAGGCCUUUGUUUGAGUUAGAACUGUUACUAUUUCAGUACAAAAGAUUCAUUUAAAACACUUUGAAAGUGGAACUUUGGGAGCCUGGUUGUUUCCUCGUGUGUCGUUUCCUCCUCCUCACCUCCUCACUUCCUCACUUCCUCCCACAACAGUUUCUUCUGCUGCUUUUUCGCCAUCUCUGAACGUCUAAAAUAACGCUAUCACUGAAGCAAUUUGUGUUUGACCUCCUGAGUCUGAGGACUCUGGGUCAGCGGCCCUGACCCCUGAUGGAGGCUGGUAUUCCACUAACAGGCAGUAGGGGGCAGUGGAGACAGUUGUCGUAUACGACUCUGAAGCUGUUAAAUCAGGGUUAAAAUCCUGCUUUAAACUUUUCAUGUUGUUUGGAUAAGUAAUGAAAGAAACAUCAUCAUAUAUACAGUAUAUAUAUAUAUAAACAGGAGCUGUGAAAGACUUUAAUCCACAGACAACUGCAGGCAGAAAGUAGUGAGACCUUCAAACCUCAGGAGCCUCGUGAAAAGAAUAGAAAUGUGCUCAGAUAUGAAUGUUCCUGUAAGUGAAACACGCACUCGUGGGACAGACUUGUUAAAUAUCACAGAGUAAAGUCCGGCUUUAAAGGAGCUUUUUAAAAAGUGACAGCAUGUGUCGCGGGAAUCUUUUUUCUUUCUCCCUCCGGGGGGCGCCACUGAUCACAGGGCUCUGUCCGCUCUGAGGUUAUGAAAAUUAUAUUUGUGCCAGUGACACAAGUGGAUGAUCAGAAUUCUUCAGAUUAUAAUUUUAGAUGAAUUAUUGUCUCGAUCUUCGUCGUUCAGCCCGAGUACACAAAGUACCACACUGAGUUUUCCAAGAUUCUUCUCCUCUGACAUCUUUUUCUUUUCCCCGUCUGUACGUAAUCUGUACAUAAUCUGUACGUCAUCAUGUACACGUUCAAUCAAACCGACUUUAGGAGCCAUUUAAAGUGCCGUGACUCUGGUUAUUUUCUGCCCAUUAACCGACGUUGGAUUAAGCUGCUGAUCAUCUGUUCUUCAUGUUCUCUACAUGUUGAUUUAUGUUGCUGUAAUAUAUUGUGCUCUUAAAUUAUAUUUUGUACAUGAAAGCUGAUGUAAAAACAACAUUAUUUUGUGUUUGUUUUUGUUGAAUAAAUGUCAUGUUUGUGACAGACACAAGCUGAUACAUUUGUACACGUGCUAUUUUUUUUUGUCCAUUAAAUAAGAAACUGACGACA
Messenger RNA from Solea senegalensis (Senegalese sole), 2010 nucleotides. RefSeq names its product TM2 domain containing 1 (gene tm2d1). The transcript has 6 exons. The coding region runs from base 29 to 616 and encodes 195 amino acids. NCBI's taxonomy places the organism in Eukaryota, Metazoa, Chordata, Actinopteri, Pleuronectiformes, Soleidae. The record is from RefSeq and is a predicted model, not a curated record.